ACUUCUGGCAAUGGCCCUCACCCCAUGAAAAGUUAAUACAACGAGACAGCUCUCCCAUAUAUGUACACACAUAUGUAUAGUUUCAGCAUUUCAUGAUCUUCAUCAGUUCAUCAGGUAGCUCUAGCUCUCCUUGAGGGCAUAUAUACACAUAUAUAUAUACAUAUAUAUCCACUUGAUGCUGUGAAGAUGAUGAACAAUACGAUCUUGCCAAGAGUUCUUGCUUUACUCAUUUGUGCAAUGUCCAUUUGCUUCCCAGUUUUCGCAUCUCAAGCCAACCUCACUCACAGUGAAGUGGAAGUUCUGGAGCUAAUUGGCGCGACUUUGGGGAAGGAGGAUUGGGAUUUCAGUGUGGAUCCAUGCGGUGGAGAGAAGGGCUGGGCCACCCUAAACCCAAGCAACGGGUUUGAGAAUGCAGUCACCUGUGAUUGCUCCUUCUCCAACAACACCGUUUGCCAUGUCAUUAGCAUAGUCCUGAAACAGCAAGGUCUUUCAGGGACUCUCCCACAAGACCUGGUGAGGCUCCCUUACUUCCAAAAAAUUGAUCUAACCCGCAACUAUCUUUCCGGCACCAUCCCUCCAGAAUGGGGCACCAUGAAUCUAGUAAACAUCUCCCUCCUUGGAAACCGGCUAACUGGUCCAAUCCCAAAGAAACUUGGAAACAUCAGCACACUUGUUCAUCUAGGUGUGGAGUUCAAUCAGCUGUCAGGAGCCAUUCCUCCCGAGAUUGGGAAUCUUUCUCGCUUAGAGAAACUAUGGUUGACUUCAAAUAAUUUCACUGGGGAGCUCCCCGAAGAACUUGCGAGGCUGACCAACUUGAAGGACUUAAGGCUGGCUGACAACUACUUUACCGGAAAGAUACCCAAUUUCAUCCAGAACUGGACAAAUCUUGGCAGACUAGUGAUUCAGGCUAGUGGUUUGGAUGGUCCAAUUCCUUUUGGCAUUGCUCUUUUGACCAAAAUGACUGACUUGAGAAUCAGUGACUUAAAUGGAACCCAAUCGUCUUUUCCACGCCUUAAUAAUAUGAUAAACUUGAAGUAUCUGAUUUUGAGAAGUUGUAAUCUUAUUGGACCCUUACCUGAAUAUCUUGGGGGGAUGGAAAAGUUGAAGAGUUUAGACCUCAGCUUUAACAAGUUAAGUGGAGGAAUUCCAAGCAGCUUUGUUAAUCUAGCAAUGACUGAUUACAUCUACUUAACUGGGAACUUGCUAAGCGGACCUGUGCCUGGUUCGGUGCUGACAGAUGGAGAAAAUAUUGAUCUUUCAUUUAACAACUUUAGUUUGAGCUCCUCCCAAGCUUGUCAGCAGAGAAACGUGAACUUAUUUGGAAGCUCUUUGAAUGGUAGCACUUCAAUUUCAUCCUGCUUGGGACUUUGCAAACAAAAGAUUAAUUCCUUCCACAUAAACUGUGGUGGGGGAGAAGUAACUGAUGGUGGUGGCACCAAAUAUUCAGCCGAUGUAGACCCAGCUGGGAAUUCAAACUUCUUCCGAAGUGGAAGUAAUUGGGCAUUUAGUAACACAGGUUAUUUUAUGGAUGACGAUCGCGCGGAUGAUUCCUUUAUUGUAAGAAAUAAUUCAAGGCUCUCAAUGAAUAAUUAUGAGUUAUACACAAAUGCACGACUUUCUGCCUCAUCUCUGGUCUAUUAUGGGUUCUGUCUGCUGAACCAAAACUACAUAGUGAAGCUUCACUUUGCAGAAAUUAUGUUUACUCGUGAAGAGUAUUAUAGCAACCUUGGAAGACGUCUAUUUGAUGUUUACAUUCAGGGAAACUUAGUGGACAAAGAUUUCAACAUUGCAGAUGAAAUAGGUGGAGUUGGUCAGGAAAUCAUAAAGCCAUACAAUGCUGUAGUGACUGAUGGAACACUAAAAAUCCACUUUUACUGGGCUGGAAGAGGGACAACUGGUAUCCCUAGUAGAGGUGUAUAUGGUCCCCUCAUUUCAGCUAUAUCUGUAGAACCUGAUUCUAUCCCGCCAUCAGAAGGUCGAAAUGUUACGUCCGCUGGAAAUGUUAUGUCCGCUGGUGUAGUGGCUGGGAUUGUGGCUGCUGUAGCUUUGGCUAUUAUUUUGCUUCUAGGUAUCCUUUGGUGGAAAGGAUGCCUAAGAUGCAAAGAUACUAUGGAUGAAGACUUGAAAGGUAUAGACCUGCAAAUUGGUUCAUUCACCUUGAGGCAAAUUAAAGCUGCCACAAACAACUUUGAUGUUGUUAAUAAGAUUGGUGAGGGUGGUUUUGGUUCUGUUUAUAAGGGACUUUUAUCAAAUGGCACACUAAUUGCUGUAAAGCAGCUAUCUUCCAAAUCAAAGCAAGGGAACCGCGAGUUUGUAAACGAAAUAGGGAUGGUUUCUGCUUUACAACACCCUCAUCUUGUAAAGCUGCAUGGAUGUUGCAUUGCAGGCAAUCAAUUGUUCCUAGUAUAUGAAUACAUGGAAAAUAAUAGUCUUGCUCGUGCUUUGUACGGCCCAGAAGAGCUCCAGUUGAAAUUGGGUUGGCGGGCAAGAUACAAGAUAUGCAUUGGUAUAGCUCAAGGUUUGACUUUUCUCCACGAAGAAUCAAGACUUAAGAUUGUUCAUAGAGACAUCAAGGCUACCAAUGUGUUGCUUGACAAGAAUCUUAACCCUAAGAUAUCCGAUUUUGGUUUGGCAAAACUUAAUGAAGAGGAUAAUACCCAUAUAAGCACACGAAUUGCAGGAACAUAUGGAUAUAUGGCACCAGAAUACGCAAUGCACGGCUACUUAACUGACAAAGCAGACAUAUAUAGCUUUGGAAUUGUUGCACUAGAAAUAGUCAGUGGGAAAAGUAACAGUAGUUUCCGACCAAAGGAGACCUGUUUUAAUCUUCUUGGUUGGGCACUUGAUCUAAAGAAUGAGGGGAAAUUGAUGGAGCUAGUGGAUCCAAAGUUGGGAUCAGACUUUAACAGAGGCGAGGCAAUGGUGAUGAUUAAUGUAGCUCUUAUGUGCACUAAUGUCUCCCCGUCAGUUAGGCCUGCUAUGUCUUUAGUUGUAAGAAUGCUUGAAGGCAAAACAAUUGUUAAGGAACCGGUUUCAGAUGGAAGCAACUUAGUUUAUGACCAAAUGAAGCUGAAGGGGAAAAUGGAUGACCAGCAAGACAACCAAGAAGUAAUGAUGACAGAUAGCACGUCCAAAGGCACGUCAACCAACAGUACAUGGACUGAUUCUUCUCAACCUGCUAGCAAUCUCUACCCGAUCAAUUUGGAUUCUGAGAACAAGAGAUUAAUAGCAAGAAAUGUUGUAGCACAUCAUUUUGGUAGGUUUUCAUUUUGAUACUCCUUCAUACAAUAUCACCUUAUAGUUUUUCCUUUAUUCCCUUUCUUUUCCCCAUUAGUUUGGUGAUUCCUUUACAACAUCCAUCGAAUGCAUAAUGUUGCUUCUGGCAAAUUGAGGAAAAGAAUCUGCUUCAAAGGGAAUCUAUCUCUUUGCUUGUGAUUUUCUUUACUAGUGUGUUUGGAUAGAAAAUACUAAUCUUUAUAUGUUUAGGUCCUUGAGGAUGCUUUCUUC
Molecule: messenger RNA, 3507 nt
Organism: Diospyros lotus (date-plum)
Lineage: Eukaryota; Viridiplantae; Streptophyta; Magnoliopsida; Ericales; Ebenaceae
Product: probable leucine-rich repeat receptor-like serine/threonine-protein kinase At3g14840
Exons: 24
Coding region: 187-3273 (1028 amino acids)
Biological process (GO): protein phosphorylation
Molecular function (GO): protein kinase activity; protein binding; ATP binding
Source: RefSeq, a predicted model, not a curated record